Messenger RNA from Trematomus bernacchii (emerald rockcod), 857 nucleotides. It is a transcript of the gene rpl7, whose product is annotated as ribosomal protein L7. NCBI's taxonomy places the organism in Eukaryota, Metazoa, Chordata, Actinopteri, Perciformes, Nototheniidae. Bases 72 to 809 code for a protein of 245 amino acids. Gene Ontology annotation, molecular function: RNA binding; structural constituent of ribosome. Gene Ontology annotation, cellular component: cytosolic large ribosomal subunit. The record is from RefSeq and is a predicted model, not a curated record. The transcript is spliced from 8 exons. Gene Ontology annotation, biological process: maturation of LSU-rRNA from tricistronic rRNA transcript (SSU-rRNA, 5.8S rRNA, LSU-rRNA).
AGCCCGCCGGGGUCCUCAAUCCUUUAACGCGGACAUGCGCAGAAGAUUUUUCCUCUUUCUCGGUGGACGCAAUGGCGGACUCAGACAAAAAAGUUCAGGCGGUCCCUGAGAGCCUUUUGAAAAGGCGAAAGGCCUUUGCAACCAUGAAGGCCAUUCGCAUCAAGAAGAUGCUUUCUGAGAAGAAGGCCCGCAAAGUGACCAGGACUUUGAUCUACAAGAGGGCCGAGAAGUACCACAAGGAGUACAAGACGAUGUACAGACGUGAGGUACGUCUGGGCCGCACUGCUCGCAAAGUGGGAAACUUCUACGUGCCAGCGGAGCCCAAACUCGCCUUCGUCAUGAGGAUCAGAGGUAUCAACGGUGUCGCCCCCAAGGUCCGCAAGGUUCUGCAGCUGAUGCGUCUUCGCCAGAUCUUCAACGGUGUCUUCGUCAGGCUGAACAAAGCCUCCAUCAACAUGCUGAGGAUCGCCGAGCCCUACAUCGCCUGGGGAUACCCCAACCUGAAGUCUGUGCGUGAGCUCAUCUACAAACGUGGUCAUGGCAGGAUGAGGAAACAGCGCAUCGCCCUCACCGACAACGCUCUGGUGGAGAAGGCUCUCGGCAAAUACGGCAUCAUCUGUGUGGAGGAUCUCAUCCACGAGAUUUACACAGUUGGCAAGAACUUCAAGCCCGCCAACAACUUCCUGUGGCCCUUCAAACUGUCGUCUCCGCGCGGCGGCAUGAACAAGAAGACCACUCACUUUGUGGAGGGAGGAGAUGCUGGCAACAGGGAGGACCAGAUCAACAGAAUGAUCCGGAGGAUGAACUAGACUCAUGAUCCGGAGGAUGAACUAGACUCAUGGUUUGCAAAGGACUCA